AUGGAAAGAGUUCAGUUUUCUCAACUACUACUAAUCUUUACUCUAUCUUUAUAUUGCUUGAGAGCGGAAAUCAAAGGUGGCUUAGCUACUCGCAAAGUGAGCCAACGUUGCAGUGCUGAGGAAAGAGAUGCCCUCCAUGAUUUUAAGCAAAGUCUAUCUGAUCCUCACCUCGUUCUCUCGAGUUGGGAUAUAAAAGAGGAUUGUUGCACGUGGAAGGGAGUGAGUUGUAGUAAUAAAACCAAUCAUGUCAUCAAACUUGAUUUAAACAGGUUAUCUGUUUUUCCAGACUUUAAGAAUAAGUUUUUAUAUGCCACAUCGUUACACCUGUCUUUUAUGUGCUUACGACACUUGCAAUAUUUGUGCUUGAGUCAAAUUAUAUUCCAUCGGACGAUGAUCCCUCAUUCUAUUGGUUCCCUCACUAAAUUAAACCAUCUUGAUCUUUCCUUUUCAAGGUUCAUUGGAGAAAUUCCACCUCAUAUUGGAAAUUUGACAAAACUUAAACUUCUUGAUCUUCGUUGUAAUUCUCUAGUUGCUUAUAACCUCCUAUGGAUGUCCUGCCUCUUCUCUUUACAAUUUCUUGAUAUGUCAUAUGUGAAUCUAACAUUCACUACGAGUUGGUUAUAUGAGAUUAGUGUGCUUCCAACUCUCUCCACUUUAUAUUUGUCAUCAUGCAGCCUGCAAACACUUCCGAAUUCACUUCCAUAUUCUAAUUUUUCAUCAACCAUUGAAACAUUUGAUCUUUCUAAUAACCAUUUCAAUGGAAGUUUGCCAAAAUGGUUCGGACAAUUUAAAAGAUUAAAAGUGUUGUACCUCUAUAUGAACUUUUUUACUGAACCAAUCUCAUUUGCCUCUUCAAGCUUAUUAUGUGAUCUCUAUGAUUUGGGCCUUAGCUAUAAUUAUUUUACAAAAUUAAGUGAUGAUGGGUCUUCUUUAAAAUGCAAAGAAUAUAAAAUGACAAUCCUGGAUAUCACCAAUAACCAACUGAGCGGCAGCAUACCUAAAUGGGUUGAAAAUAUGAAAAAUUUAAUAUUCCUUUAUCUUGGAAAUAAUCAGUUUGAUGGACUUAUUCCGCAGAGUCUUGGUCAGCUAACUAACUUAGCUAUUUUGGGUCUUAGUUCCAAUAAUUUGCAUGGGAGUCUCUCUGAAACUCAUUUUGCAAAUUUAUCACAAUUGACACAUCUAUAUCUUUCAGAUAAUCAGUUGAAUUUUAACAUGAUUAGUCCUAAUUGGACUCCACCAUUUCAAAUUUCUUUUCUUUACCUACGUUCUUGUCUUGUUGGUCCUCAAUUCCCACUGUGGCUUCAAAAUCAAAAGCUCCUUUUCAAAUUAGACCUUUCCGAUUGUGGUAUUUAUGAUAUCAUUCCGAGUUGGUUUUGGAAUAUAUCAUCUCAAAUAAAUUACUUGAACAUGUCCCAAAAUGCAAUUAGAGGUGAACUUCCAGUGUCAUUGAAUAUUGCAUCUCAAGCAACUAUAGACUUAAGCUCAAAUCAAUUGGAUGGGCAUCUUCCUCAGCCAAUGAAUUUUGUACGUUAUGUAUUAUUUUCAAACAAUAAGUUCUCAAGCGGGAUUGAGUUAUAUCUAAAUGGGAACAUGAGUUGCUUGGAAGUACUUGACCUUUCUCAAAAUCAUCUCUCAAGUGAAAUCCCUAAUUCUAUAUGUCAAAUGCCUUUAAUAAUUCUUCUCGACUUAUCACAUAACAAACUUUCAGGAGAAAUUCCAAAAUGCAAUGCUAGUGUUUCAAACUAUCAGAUGUUAAAGCUUAUCAGCAUGUCAUAUAACAACUUAAGGGGUUCAAUUCCACAAUGGAUAGGGAACCUUCCAAUGUUAUUAUCAUUGCACCUCAACAAUAAUUUUUUUCAAGGGGAGAUGCCAUUUUUCAAAAAUUACAGCAAGCUUAUUACCCUUGACUUGGGAGAAAAUUACUUUACAGGAAGCAUACCUUCAUGGAUUGGAGAAAAAUUAUUGUCCGUAAAGAUCUUAUGCUUACACUCAAAUAAAUUUCAUGGAUCAAUUCCCUUGGAGCUAUUCAAACUAAAAAAUCUACAAAUCUUGGAUCUUGCAAAAAAUUUUCUUUCAGGCUCAAUCCCAAAAUCUUUUAAUUUUCUCAAUUCAAUGGUCAUACCAAAUAAGAGACUUGAAACUCUAAUUCCUAACGAUGGUGUUACAUUUCCAAUUGAGGGGAUCGACAUUAUGUUUUCCAUAAGUCUUACCAACUAUCCAAGAAUACUUAUACCUGAUUCAAUAAUGAUCGACGUAAAAGGAAUAGUUCGUGAAUUCAAAAGCAUACUCUCUCUUGUAAACAUUAUAGAUCUUUCUUGUAAUAAUCUCACCGGUGAAGUUCCUAUUGAAUUAACGAGCCUUGUUGGAUUGAUGAGCUUGAAUUUAUCUAGCAACCAAUUCACAGGACAGAUACCAAAGAAAAUUGGUUUUAUGCAAAGCUUAGAAAGUUUGGAUCUCUCAAUGAAUCAUUUCUCGGGAGAUAUUCCACAGAGCAUUGUGAUGCUUAGUGCAUUGAGUUAUCUCAACUUAUCCUACAAUCAAUUGUCUGGUACAAUCCCGACGGGGACCCAACUUGACACUUUUCAAGAAUCAAGUUACUACGGAAAUCCAGAACUCUGUGGAAAAACACUACAUAAAACUUGUGAAGGUGAUGAACAUAAAUUACAUGAGGAAGGAGGCAAUUCUCAGGAUGAUGAUGAUUUUGGUUUGUUCCUUGGUAUGGGACUUGGUUUUGCUGUUGGACUAUGGAGUGUAUUGGGGGCCUUAUUGCUCAAGAGGUCUUGGGCGACCACUUAUUUCCAAUUCCUUGAUAAAGUGAUAGAUAAUAUUUAUGUAUUUGUCAACAUAAAAGUGAAUCAGUGGUUUAAUAAUCAAAUAACAUAA
This is a messenger RNA of Phalaenopsis equestris, 2883 nucleotides long. RefSeq names its product LRR receptor-like serine/threonine-protein kinase GSO1. The coding region runs from base 1 to 2883 and encodes 960 amino acids. The record is from RefSeq and is a predicted model, not a curated record. Lineage: Eukaryota; Viridiplantae; Streptophyta; Magnoliopsida; Asparagales; Orchidaceae. Gene Ontology annotation, molecular function: protein binding. The transcript has a single exon.